Tachyglossus aculeatus (Australian echidna) is the source of this 2029-nucleotide messenger RNA. It is a transcript of the gene CDC6, whose product is annotated as cell division cycle 6. Gene Ontology annotation, biological process: DNA replication initiation; mitotic DNA replication checkpoint signaling; cell division. Gene Ontology annotation, molecular function: DNA replication origin binding; ATP hydrolysis activity. The transcript has 11 exons. NCBI's taxonomy places the organism in Eukaryota, Metazoa, Chordata, Mammalia, Monotremata, Tachyglossidae. Gene Ontology annotation, cellular component: nucleus. Bases 13 to 1719 code for a protein of 568 amino acids. The record is from RefSeq and is a predicted model, not a curated record.
CCAGCCGCCACCAUGGCCGCCACCAGAGCCAAAGGCCAGGCCUCCAUCGGCUUCCCCAGGAAGAAGGCAGCGCGCACUGCGGGCAGGCCCAAGGCCCCCCAGGCCUCCUCUUCUUCCUCUUCCCCUGCCCCCCCCAUCACCAAUCCCGACGGCCCGAAAAGCCCCCCGCCAUUGCAGCCCCUCAGCCCCCGGAAGCGCCUGGGAGAUGACAACUUGUGCAACAUCCCCCAGUCGCUUCCUUGCUCUCCGCCGAAGCAGAGUAAGAAAGAGAACGGCCCUCCCCUCCCGGUCACGCCGAAGGGACGCCGUCUGGUGUUCGAGGACCAACCGGCCAGUCGGUCUCCCGGCCGAAGGGACCGAGCGGCGGCCCCCUCUCCGGGCCAGGUGAGGGCCCGGAAAGGCCAAGAGACCCCGAGGAAUUCGGAGCGCGGUCACCCGUCAGAGCGAGAAGUUGUGUGCGUCAGGCUGUUCAAGCAAGAAGGCAGUUGUUACCAGCAGGCCAAGCUGGCCCUGAACACGGCCGUCCCGGAUCGGCUGCCCGCCCGGGAGAAGGAGAUGGAGGUCAUCAGGCGCUUCCUCAAGGAGCACGUCUGUGGAAAGAGAGCCGGGAGUCUCUACGUGUCCGGUGCUCCUGGGACCGGCAAAACCGCCUGUCUCAGCCGGGUUUUGCAGGACCUCAAGGGGGAGCUGGGCGGCACCAAGGUCAUCGUGCUGAACUGCAUGUCGCUGAGGAGCUCCCAAGCCGUGUUCCCAACCAUCGCCCGCGAGCUCUUUCAAGAGGGAGCCUCCAGGCCAGCCGGCAGGGACGUGGUGAGGAAGCUGGAGAAGCAUAUGAUGGCAGCAGAGGCGGGCCACAUGAUACUUCUGGUUUUGGACGAGAUGGACCAGCUGGACAGCAAGGGGCAGGACGUGCUGUACACAUUGUUUGAGUGGCCCUGGCUCAGCGGCUCCCGACUCGUGCUCAUCGGCAUCGCCAACGCCCUGGACCUCACCGACCGGAUCCUCCCGAGACUCCAGGCCAGAGCCAAGUGCAGGCCGCAGCUACUGAACUUCCCGCCGUACACCAAGGACCAGCUGACCGCCAUCCUUCAGGAGCGACUGGGGCAGGUCCCCGGUGACCGGAUCCUGGACAACGCCGCGGUUCAGUUCUGCGCUCGGAAAGUCUCCGCCGUGUCCGGAGAUGCUCGCAAGGCGCUCGACGUUUGCAGGAGGGCUGUCGAAAUUGUGGAGUCGGAUGUCAGAAGCCAGACGCUCCUCAGACCGCUCUCUGAGCGUAAAUCGCCGGCGAAAGCAUCCCCGGGCCCUCUGGUCCCCAAGCGGGUGAGCCUCUGCGACGUGUCCCAGGUGAUCGCCGACGUCUACGGAGACAGGAUGGCCGCCGGCCAAACCGGAGCAGCCGAUCCCUUCCCUCUGCAGCAGAAGAUCCUGGUCUGCUCUCUGCUGCUCUUGACCAGGCAGCUAAAGGUCAAAGAGGUCACCCUGGGAAAGUUGUACGAAGCUUACAGCAAAGUCUGCAGGAAGCAGCGGGUGCCGGCCAUAGACCAGUCCGAGUGUCUGUGUCUCUCGGGGCUCUUGGAGGCUAGAGGCAUCUUCGCUUCGAAGAAAAACAAGGAAACGCGGCUCACGAAGGUGUCUCUGAAGAUCGAGGAGAAGGAUGUGGAGCACGCACUCCAGGACAAAGUCUUAAUCGGGAACAUCUUAGCUAGCGGAUUGCCUUAAGUCCUUCUUUGGUUCGGCCCCGCGGCUCCUCACGUGACUCCGCCGUCGGGACUUCCCACUUUCCAGCCUUAGGUCCGGCCUCGGCUCACCCCCUCCCCUCGGAGCAGAUUAAUUUAAAUCCAAAAGUGGGUUUUCCCGACGCUGGCUCACAACCCCCUGUUUGGGGCCUGCUUCUCGCGGUGACACCCUUCGAGAUGAAGUAGCGCGGGGAGACGGGGCCGGGGGAACGUCGCCGGCGGCGGCGGCAGAGGUGACCGCCUUGAAGGCCCGCGGGGACAGUAACGAAGGACCUUCCUGGCUCCAAAGCGGA